Messenger RNA from Protopterus annectens (West African lungfish), 2252 nucleotides. It is a transcript of the gene C9, whose product is annotated as complement C9. NCBI's taxonomy places the organism in Eukaryota, Metazoa, Chordata, Ceratodontiformes, Protopteridae. Gene Ontology annotation, biological process: immune response. Gene Ontology annotation, molecular function: protein binding. The record is from RefSeq and is a predicted model, not a curated record. The transcript is spliced from 12 exons. Bases 35 to 1858 code for a protein of 607 amino acids. Gene Ontology annotation, cellular component: membrane attack complex.
UGCAGCUUUUUCACUCUUCUGCCAUUCUGCAAUCAUGAAACUCGUUUCUUCCUCCAUAAGAUGCAUUUUAACAUUUAUUUUAUUGGAAACUGUAUCUUCUGCAUCUGUGAAUCCAGAUGGGCAUGAUGAUGUGUUGAAGAGGCCAGUAAGAGAAGCCAACAGUCCACCACCUAUAGAGUGCAAGUGGACCUCUUGGAGUGACUGGAGUGAAUGUUACCCAUGCACAAAGGAAAAAUACAGAUCCAGGAGUAUUGUAAACUUUGGGCAGUUUGGAGGAAAUCCAUGCCACUUGUCACUUGGACAGACUGCAUCCUGCAGGCCUACUCAACCAUGUGUGGAAGACGUAGUCGACUGUGGAAACGAUUUUACUUGUGAAACUGGUCGUUGUAUAAGGAAGAGACUGGAAUGCAAUGGUGAUAAUGACUGUGGGGAUUUUUCAGAUGAAAACUGUGAUGAAGUAAAAAGGCAACCGUGUCCACAUUUUAUGGAGCUCUCAGAAAUAGCAAGAACAGCUGGAUCUGGAUUGAACAUUUUAGGAAUGCAGUCCAUGGCAGUUGCAUUUGACAAUGAAUUUUAUAAUGGAGUGUGUAACAGAGUCCGUGAUGUCAAUUCCAGAACUUACUACAGGAUACCAUGGAAUGUUAUGAAUAUUGUCUAUCAGACUAAAGCUCAGGAAUCCUUUUCAACUGAAAUAUAUGAAGAUACCUCAGUGCUAAUUACUGAAGUCUUCUCUGAAAAGACAUCAAGCUUUGGACUAGACCUGUCCUUUAAACUAACACAUACUGAAGAAAAUGCAAAACAGGAUAUUGAUACAUCAAAAGGACAGAAAUCAAAUUCAUCCGAAGUUAAUGCAUCAUUACAACUGAGAGCAAAUUCAUCUGAAGUUUUGAGGAAUCUUAAACAUUACUCUUUUGAAAAGAACAAAAUAUUUAUGCGUGUGAAGGGGUCCAUCCAACUUGGAAGAUUCCAGAUGAGGACGCGUGAUGCUGUAUUUAUUCCUUCCUUUAUUGAUGAAUUGAAAGCCCUUCCAAAACAGUAUGAAAAGGGAGAAUACUUCAGAUUUUUAGAAGCUUACGGAACCCAUUAUUCUGUGUCUGGAGAAGUGGGAGGAACAUACCAAUUAAUAUAUGUCUUUAACAAGGAUAAUAUGAAACAUAAAGAGGAAACAUUGGAAGAAAUAAAGAAAUGUUUUGGAUAUGACGCCAAGAUUAAUAUAGCUGAAUCAACUGUGGAUGCCUCAAUUAAAUCACAUAGCGAUACAUGUAAAAGGAUGAGAACUGAAGGAGCUGCUGCUGCUAAUCGCUCUCGUAUUUUAGACAACGUACUUACAUUAAUUGAUGGGGGAACAGUGGAAUUUGCAGCUAAGUUGAAAGGAAAAUUGGAAAAGAAAGAACCAAUAGAUUCAGAGGUUUACUAUGAGUGGGCCAAAUCUUUGCAAGAUGCACCAGUGUUAAUUAAGCAGAAGACCAACCCAAUAUCCAGUCUUGUUCCAAUUCAUAUGAAAGAUGCCCAGGAAAAGAAAGAAAACAUAGAAAGAGCCAUUGAUGACUAUAUUUCAGAACAUAAUGUUUGUAAAUGUCAACCAUGCCAAAAUGGUGGUACAGUUGUCCUUAUAGACGGUGAAUGUAUCUGUAACUGCCCAGAUGAAUAUGAAGGAAUUGCAUGUCAAAAUAGCAAAGGAAUUGGCUCUGAGAAGAUAAGUCAACCUGCUGUUAUUAAUGGGGGUUGGAGCUGUUGGUCUGCCUGGUCAGAAUGCAAGGGAGGAAGCCGUGUUCAGAUUCGAACAUGUAAUAAUCCUACAGCUGGUCCUGGGGGUCAAAAAUGCCAGGGAGACAGUACCAACCUUAAAAACUGCUAAGCAAUAACCACAGUGAUACAGAGGAAUUCAGCCUAAUUCUAGAAAUAACAGACAUAAAUCUCAAGACUCUGGUGGCAAAUUUACCUGAUCUGGUUCUCGAUUUUCAUAAACUAAAGUGUCAUAUCAAGGCAGUGGCCUUAGGCGCAUGGAGGGCUGGAUGUGAUGUGUGUAUAAAUAACACCGAUUGUCUUCAUACUUUUCAUUUAUCCAUUGAGCAGCUUACGGAUCAACAAGUUGGAGACACAGCUUAUUAAAUUAUGACAAUGUUAUAUUUUAGUUACUUUUGUCCUCUAUGCUUCAUUGCUAAAAUCAAAGUAGGCAAAACUUCCAUUGUAUUAUGUACAGAUUAAUGGAUUAUUAAAACUGUGGCAAUAAAGUUAAAAUACAUAUUUUA